CUUCAUUGAAUGGCGACACAAUGACUUGUGUGUAUGGAACUCAGGAACGCCGACGGCCUUCCUCGCCCCGUUCAUCGACUCUCGUCCGGCACAGCUCUGAAUAUUCACGCCGCGGAGUUUGUACCAAAGUAUGUGCAGGCAUUUCGACAAGAAUAUCCAUCCUUGACGUCUACAAAUCCCCCCAAAGUCACGAAAAACGCGUCCACUACCAAUGCCAUGAAGUUUCAAGAUGCCGCUGCAAAACCCAUUCGUGCGUCAAUACCUGCGCCACCGCCCGUAGUUCCUGAAGGAUUCGUUGUCCUGUCGAAGAAUACCAGGUCAUCACUCACGGCAGUCGCUGCAAAGGAUGCCGAUUGCGUCUCCCCAUCUGAAGCAGCGCCACCAGUGGCUACGAUAAGGCGAAAAUACACCAAAACGCAUGUAUCCAAGUGGGCCGCCCUGUCGACUUGUGCUAUCUCGCAGAACGACGGGAACGAUCUCUCUUCACCCGCGGAUGUGCCAAAGACAGAUGCCAGAGGUCGAUCCCCGGGGUACUUUUUCCAAGUUGCAGCCCAAGCCAAGGUGUUGGGUCACCAAACACACUACGAGGACGACAUUGGCGUCAAGGACCGGGACCACCGACGUCAUCGAGUUGCUCUCGUUCGAGAGUCACCCCUGGUCGCUCCACUGGCGGAUGCCUCGAACGAACCACCGACCGCGCAUGCUGUGGCGCGUGAGGCCUGGCGAGUGCUGGCCGCGCAAGUUCUUCGCUCGUCGCACUUGACACCCGAGAAUUUCGCCGCGCUGGCAGCCCACCUGACCACCCACCGCUCUCUCCUUUUGUGGGACGAGCGCGACGACGACAGGUGCAAUGCGUGGCACAUCGCCGCCGCCCACGGACAUGAUUCGGUUCUGACGCUCUUGCAUGAGCUCGGCGACGGCGUCGAGUCGCGAGACCGGAAGAAAUACACCCCCCUGCACGCUGCCGCAGCAAACGGCCACCCGUCAACUGUGCGGCUACUGCUGUCGUUGGGCGCAAGUGCCGCGACGGUCGACAAGCAUGGGAACACUCCGUUUCACAUCGCGUGCCGCGAAGGCCACGUGGCCAUUGUCAAGUUGCUCUUGCCCAAAAGCAAACUGGACGGCCGCAAUCGCCGGCGAGAUACCCCUCUACUCAUGGCCGUUCGGUGGGCCGCCGCAGCGCAAACCUCAGGCGCCAACAACGAUUCCACACGACGAAUGGAUGUGGUGCGGUUGCUGCUUGCUGCGGGAGCAUCUCCAUUGGUUGUCAACCUUGACGGACACACACCGCUGUACGAGUCGGUGCAGGCGUGCCACAGCUCCCUGGCGCUGGCUCAAGACUUGCUCGUAUAUGGCUAUCCCGCCAACACGAACGGGUCUCCCAUAACGCUUCCGCCAACUCGGUCGGUGUUUUACCAAGCUGUAUGUGCGGGCCACGCAGGUGCUGUUCAGCUGCUCAUGCCAGUGAUACCACCGUCAGAGUGGGCGGCAGUGGACAAGGAGCACGGAGACUCGUUGCUGCAUGCGGCCGUUCGACACGGCCAUGCCCACCGUCGGUCCGACAUGCUCAAUGUGCUGCUGCACUCGUCCAAGCACAAAGGCUACCAACUCCACGCCGCAGAAAACACUGCUCUUCUAACGCCGCUCUUCUUGGCCAUCAAUCUUGGAGACGAUGCCGCCGUCGCCGGCCUUCUCUCGCACGGCGGAUACCCCAACGAACGAAAUCGACAACAUCACUCGGCAUUGUUUACUGCGCUUCAAGCACGGCAACUGGCUUGUGCUCGGGAACUGAUUGAGUUUGGCUGCACGCUUGAUCGGGAUUGCGUGGCCUACAUGAGGGCCAACACGCCGGUCGCGCUGCCGCCGGUUGUAGCUGCACCGUCCAUGGUGACGUCAGUGCGACCCGUCGACAUGCAACGUAUCGAGUGCACGGUGGAGAGGAAAGUGGACUACAUCCAUACAUGCGUCCUCAUUGCACAUUGCCCGUCCAUUCGAGCGCAGCUGUGUGGCCCGUGGGCUCAUUUUGCACCAGACAAGGCGGUCCCGGUGGCGCUCGACACGACGAUAGCUUCGUGGGACUAUCUGAAAGCGUACUUGUACGAUGGCGGGGCCAGCAAGUUGCUUGGUAGCGCCGUGUGCACGAAUCAAGGGGAGUUGGAUGUUGUCGUCGAGUUGCUCAUGUUGGCCAACUCGUUGCUCUUGAUGGACGUGCAACAUUUGUGCCAUGCCAUCCUCGAGCAAUCGCUUCCCCGCCGGCAAUUCCGAGAUCUCAUCGCGUCGUUGGGAGUGGAGGAGGCCACUGACGGUGCCGUCGCUUCCAUGAGCUACAAGGACGUGGCAGCACAAGCGAUUCGAACGUGGCGCCACGACCGACGCCAGCUCCUCACGAACAAGUGGCUAGCCGAUGCAACUUUGAUUGCAGACCAUUCCAAAGCAUCCCACCACCGCUGCCACCGAGCAGUCGUCGGCGCAGCUUCGCCGAUCCUUCGAUCGCGCUUCGAAUGCGACCAAAGGUCGACGGCUACCUUUUCCUUGCCGUUCUCCAGCGAUGUCGUGGAGGCAGUCCUCGAAUACAUCUACACACAUGCGCUGGCGAAUGCCGCGGAGUAUUCCGUGGAUUUCGUGGUCGAAAUCGUGCAAGCCAGCAAAGCCGUCGACGUUGCGGGCUGUGUGGUGCUGUGCGAACGGGAGCUCGUCCGCCGCGUCGUGCAGACUGGCUGCGACGUUGCGCUGCUGGCAGUUGCCGAGUCAUUGCAACUGGAACACUUGGUCCGCGCGUGUCGCUGGCAUUUGUUGGGGUCCAUGCCGACGGACAAGGCUGUGCUGUUGGCAUGUUUAGCUCCCAACUUAAACGUUUCUGGCUAACAGCGCCCCAACCACAAACGAUUGCCUU
Molecule: messenger RNA, 2893 nt
Organism: Aphanomyces invadans
Lineage: Eukaryota; Oomycota; Saprolegniomycetes; Saprolegniales; Verrucalvaceae
Exons: 5
Coding region: 34-2865 (943 amino acids)
Molecular function (GO): protein binding
Source: RefSeq, a predicted model, not a curated record